This is a messenger RNA of Cotesia congregata, 1368 nucleotides long. NCBI's taxonomy places the organism in Eukaryota, Metazoa, Arthropoda, Insecta, Hymenoptera, Braconidae. The record is from the annotation of a GenBank genome assembly.
AUGCCACGAAAAGCUCUAAAAGAGACAGUGGUUUUUGUAACCAAUGUGGGUGUCAAUGUUGACGGUGAACAUGAUAUGAAUUUUUUAGAAAAUGCUAAAAUCGCUAUGGAACGUAUUAUUGAAAAAAAAAUUUUUGUAAGACCCAAAGACGAAGUCGGUGUAAUACUAAUGGGUGUUGAAGAUGGUAAUAAUUCAUUAGAAUUGAACCUUAUUGAUAACUAUAUUAAUGUUGAAGGAGAAUAUAUGUCCUUAUCUUUUGUAUUACCAAAGUUAGAAUUUUAUGGCGCUCAUAAAACAUCUCCGACGGCUUGGAAAUGUAAUUUGGAGAUCGGAACUCUGAAAAUUCCUGUUGCUAUAUACAUUUCAAUUACUGAAGUACAGCCGUUGAACAAGUGGCAGGAUAUUUCAACCUCCUUUGAUCCCAAUAGUGCAGAAGAGUUGCACUCAGUGAGUAAAAAACGGGUCUUGGCUGAUCGCUACCGAGAAGAAUACAAACUUGAAGAUACUGUUCAAGGCUAUAUGUACGGAAGAAAAUUUAUUCCACUUACUGAAGAAGAUUCGGCUGUUUUAAAAUUACCUUCUGAAGAAAAGUCAUUCAAACUUUAUGGAUUUUCUCCAGAAAAAUUCGUGAAGCUUGAUUAUCGUCACGGAAAAAAAACUCAUGUUAUUUUACCAUUAGAAGGAGCAGAAGAAGAAUUUUUCUGUCUGGUAAAGGCGAUGGCUGACUUGCAACGGGUAGCUCUUGUCCGGAAAAUUUACAAUAGAAACUGUAGCCCUUCAAUGCACGUUCUAUAUCCACAAAUUGGUAAUGGUGAUAAACCAUGGUGCUUUUUCAUGUAUGAAUUAAUCUAUUCGGAAGAACGUCUUAUAAUAACACCACGUUCCUACGAUAAUGUGCUCAAAAACAUACGGCAAGAACAAUUAGAUUGUGUUGAUAAGCUAAUAAAUUUAAUGACGCUUGGACAGUCUACUAUUCCCGAAGAUGAAAACAAGACCUAUGAAACUUGUUCCGUAGAAUCUCCAGACUUACAACACAUAUGGAAUACACUAUCAUUAAGAGCAUUUGAUCCAGAAGCACCAAUACCGGAACCUAAAUUGUCUGUAUUGAAGCCUAUUCAACCACCGGAAUGGAAGAAUCCAACUGAAUUAGCAAACUGUAUCACUGAUAUUAUCAGCGCUUAUGAAAUAAAAGACGAACCAAAAAAGACAUUUGAACCUGUUGACAUUAUCGAUGUCUCUCAACUGACGCAGCCACAAACUAUUAAAAAGAAUACUGAGCCUGGAGAUUUUCUUCCACCUCCGAUGGAUGUUGAUUUAGACGCACUGGUGUGUAUAAUUAAUUUUACAAUUCAACUAUAUAUUUCGUAA